Molecule: messenger RNA, 2713 nt
Organism: Fusarium odoratissimum NRRL 54006
Lineage: Eukaryota; Fungi; Ascomycota; Sordariomycetes; Hypocreales; Nectriaceae
Exons: 4
Coding region: 394-1782 (462 amino acids)
Biological process (GO): regulation of DNA-templated transcription
Molecular function (GO): zinc ion binding; DNA-binding transcription factor activity, RNA polymerase II-specific
Source: RefSeq, a predicted model, not a curated record
ACCCGUUUCAACUCUGACAAUCCAUCAACGGUAACGGGGCCUGCAUGACUCUCUGCCAUACCUAGCUACCCAUAACGCUAUCCGUGCGUCCUGUCGUUUCUUGAAUAAUGCCCAACACGGGAAAGCCAAGCAAAGAUUGCCAUCUUUGUCGAUCACGACGUGUCAAGAGAGACGCUCGAGCAUAUCAACCCAUUACAUUCCAAUUGCUGACGACAUCAACAGUGUGAUCUUGGCAGACCAUCAUGUCAAAGAUGCAUCAAAUACGGGACUGAAUGUCCGGGAUAUCGGGAUGAACAGGAGCUUGUCUUUCGCAAUGCUAACCCGACCACCAUCAAGAAGAGGAAGAAGAGGACUCAGCAAAAUGCUCCGGCUCAGACUCGUGGGGAGUCUGUCAUGUCUUUUGGCUCAUCUUCCUCCUCCUCUUCGUCGAAUGGAGAUGCUGCCACGCCAUCAGUCACUGAAGAAGUUGAUCGUGAAUUCAGCCCUGUCUCACCCACAAUAGUCGACCUUGUCGAAUUCACCAGAACUGGAAGGGCGCUCAUCCUGCCCCAAUCCCUUAAUGAGCAUUGGACCGCCCAUUCCAUCCCGAUCCUUCUCAAUGUCUACUAUACUUUGGAUUUCCUCCAUGACACAUACAAAAAGAGCGGUCCUCAAGGGCCUCUUCUUUGGGCCACUCAUCUCUUUGCCCGUACAUACAUCACCAAUCUGCGAUAUCCCACCGCUAUCGACAAUGGAUCUGUCGAGCAGACCGACAAGGAACUUGGAACAUACCUUGGUAAAACCUUGAGCUCUGUGGGUGAAGCACUCAAAACACCAGAGGGCGCCAUGAGAGAUGAUGUUCUCGCGACAGUAUGGAUUCUAACGAACUAUGAACUUCUUAUGGGCUCCAUCAACCGCAUAUCGCCCCUGAACCCAUGGCAUCUCCAUACCAAUGGGCUAUACAGUAUUCUUCAGCAAAGGGGAACGGCUUCUUUGCGAAGGCCGGGAUCGAGAAUGGGUUUCUGGCCUGCCUACAACAUGGUGCAAGUACGGUGUCUCCUGACAAGCCUCGAGUGCCCUCCGGAAUCCCAGGAAUGGUUUGCCGCCAUCAGACAAACCCUUCAUCCAGGAGAAGGAUUGGCUGUUGAAGUCGGCGAUUAUAUCUGCAAGAUGGCACAUGUUCAAAAGCGUAUUCUCGAUAUCAUUCGAGCUCGAGACUUUGACACCGCUGCCCUGCAGUACUACGAUUUAGUUGGUAUCGUUUUCAAAGCCGAAGAUCAUUUCACGACUUUUGACGCAGGCUACCAUUACAUCGAUGAGGUUUUCAACCCCUAUCUACGAAACAUGCUCAACUCGGCGCGAGUAAAAGGCUACCAUGUCAUUUUGACCUUCGCAAACUUUUUAACUCAUCAUCCGACUGCUCCCAUUCCCCUGCAAGAGCUCAAGGUGCUGCGCUCGCAUUGCGUAUACCGGGUUCGAGACGGCGCAAAACUUGUCAUGGAGGCAGUGAAUCGGCAUCUCGACCCGGCAUCUUUCCGCAACAACCCAUCACCAAGGACAGUGUUUGACGCGUUGAAAUUGAUAUGGCCUCUGACGGCAGUCUACCUCGUACCGUCGACGCUAAACGAGCAGAGCGAAGCCGCAGGUGAAUCGUUACAGUUCAUCGGCCGCGAGCUUGGAGUGAGGCAGGGUCUCAAGGUUAACAAGGGAGAGUCUACGCUGCCGCCGGAAGCAGAGGCACCUUCACAGCUGGCUGAGGAUGUAGCCUUCGAUCCACUUCCAACUAGUCGAGGAUUAAUGUAGUGAACAGAACUGAUUUACCACGAACUGUCUUAACAGGUGAAUGUUGAUCGUGUUCUUGGGUGUUCUUUCAACAUGAGAAGAAUGUAUCUGUUGCGAGAUUUAUCUAUAGCCCCCUAUCAAAGCCUCACUUGAUCACCGAUUUCAGGGGCUCCUUGUCCGGAGCAACUCCGGUGUCCCACCACAAAAGCCCCACAAGAACACAGACGGCUUCAAAUCUCAGAUCCGCUCCGGGUCAGUGGGCCUGCUUAGAACUCCGAGACCCGCGCCGUGACACCCAAGAGUUCGGUGUGAGAUUCUGACCUUGCUGAGAUGCCUCGGUUGGAGACCGAACUUCUCAGGCGGCGGUACGAGAUGCGAUGGACAAUACUGUGGAAAGAGCGAGGCCUCGCUUGGCUUUCAGUACUGCAUGUCAGCGUGCAAAUUAAGCGACACUUCAUGAAUCUCAGUGACAUCCAAUACCAUCUUCACGAAUGCGAUCUACAGUCACAAUUGUGGCGUCGUCUGUGGCGGGAGCUGUUAAUCUCGGUUAAGCGAGGUGCGGCGGUGCUGUAUGCCACUGCAGCAGGACGAAGAGGAUUCUGGUUUGGAAGCGCAGGACCGAAAAGGAGGGACGGAAGUUUUCAAAAGGCCGUGCUCAGAAACAUGCGACUUGACCUGCUUGUUUUUUGGUCUAAAGAUAACGUUGUACGAGAAGAGAGCAUGAUCAGCGCGGACAGCACGAGUCCGGCGGGUGGCGGCAGUGGAUGGGUGAUCCAGUCGCAGCUGUUUUAUUUUGAUGCGGCUCGUGUUGAAGCAGCUAAUUCUCGAAAUGGAAAACCCGCAGAUUUUAAGUUGAUGCUUGGGGUUUAUGCUUUCCGAGGAAUGCUUCUGGGUGUCGGUACAGGCGUGACGUGCUAUAAUUAUAGUGAUAAACGUAUCUUGGUUUUGAGUC